Molecule: messenger RNA, 1443 nt
Organism: Anoplopoma fimbria (sablefish)
Lineage: Eukaryota; Metazoa; Chordata; Actinopteri; Perciformes; Anoplopomatidae
Gene: mboat4
Product: membrane bound O-acyltransferase domain containing 4
Exons: 3
Coding region: 1-1296 (431 amino acids)
Biological process (GO): lipid modification; peptidyl-serine octanoylation
Cellular component (GO): endoplasmic reticulum membrane
Molecular function (GO): serine O-acyltransferase activity
Source: RefSeq, a predicted model, not a curated record
AUGGGUUUGAUGAGCUGGUUCUGGGAACGACAUCAGUUUCUAAUGCACCAAUGUUUUUCACUUCCAUUCGCAUUUUUGUUUUUUUUCCUUGCUAAACGGAGAUAUCUGUCCUUGACAAACAGGUACCUGUUUGUUUCUGUUGGAGGAUGCGUCCUGGCGGUCGUCACAAUGGGCGUCUACAGCUCGCUUCUCUUCACCUCCACCUUUGUCUUUAUUCUGACCGUGUGCUCUGUGGAUCCCAGCUGUGUCCACGCCUGGGUGUUUGGUAUCCAAAUGUUGUGGCAAACCUUCUGGCACCUGCUCAUACAGUACAGGGAAUACUACCUGCAUGAGCCUGUCAGCAUCAGAUUGUUUUUGGCCGUGUCCUCUUUGAUGCUGCUCACUCAGAGAGUCACCUCAGUGUCCAUGGACCUUCAGGAGAAACGAGUUCAUCUAACAUUCAAUGCUUCAUCCAAAAGAAAGGCAUUUGUGACGCUUCUCCCUCUUAUCAGCUACAUCCUCAAUUUCACCACACUGCUCGGAGGCCCUUUGUGCUCCUACAGCCGAUUUGUGUCCUCAAUGGCCGGGAUCAACCUCAACCCUCCACCUAAUCCGCUGGGUGUAGUCGUCUUAAAAUUGAUGCAGGUGUUACUGCUGGAGUCUGUAAGGUUCUGUCUUAUCCAUCUUCUGAACACCUAUGAUCCCUCCGACUCAAUCACUCUCUAUGGCUUCCUGUGGGUUUGGGGUCUGGCGAUGAUUUUGAAGAUCCAAUAUUAUUCUCACUGGAGGAUCAGUGAAUGCCUCAAUAACGCAGCCGGGUUUGGCUUUUGGGUUCAUUCACCAGGAGACUCCCCAGACUGGAGCGGACUAUCCGAUGGAGAUUUCUGGACCGUUGAAUCGUCGAGCCGUAUGUCAGAGCUCGCCCGUCGAUGGAACGCCACAACAGCUUCGUGGCUGCGUAGACUGGUUUAUAUAAGGUGCAAACGUUUCCCUUUGUUCAUGACUUUUAGUUUCUCAAUGUGGUGGCAUGGUUGUCAUUUAGGUCACAUUGUGGGAUUUCUGACCUGGGCAGCAACGGUGAAAGCAGAUUAUCAUGUACACAGCUACCUGAAACCAAAACUUUCAUCAAUGUGGAGGAAAAUAUACACUUGUUUAGGCUGGAUUAACACUCAAAUGACUAUUGCUAGUAUUGUUAUAGCAGUAGAAUUAAGAAAUAUGUCUGGUUUGAGACUUUUGUCUACAACCUACAUAGGUCUGUUUCCCAUUUUUAACAUAAUUCUUGCCUUUCUUUUAUUAAAACUCAACACAGUUCAGUAAUGCAGUCAUUUGAACGCGUUCCCCUAACCACGACAGGCCUGUUCUGUCAUUUAAAUAUAUGAACGGACUUUAUGUUGCUCUCAAAAUGGGAUGUCUGCAAUUAUCUUACUGUAUUGUGUUUUGUUGUCGUUGUUCUUUGUCUUGUUA